UAUUAGUUAUACUGUGACUUAUUUUGCAAAUAAACUAUUUCGUGAUAGCAUCGCCAACAAAAACAAAGUGUAAACCGAGGGGAAACAAUUUUUGACGGGGGUAACUACUUUGGCACAUCACCGGAACUAGACCUUCACUGGUACUUCCGGGGAGCUGUUUGAGUGUUACAACAGUCACUGCUAUGACAGGUUCAAAUAGCACGAUUUAAUCAUGGAGGGGACUUCCAAACAUGGUGCUCCAGGUGAGCCAACUGUUGCUGCUCAGGUCCCGUUUCUUCACUUGUGCACCACUUUGGAAAAGAUCCAGAAAUCCAAACUUCGUCCAGAUAAAUCCAAGAUCCUUGGGGAUUUCAUUGAAUCGUGGCGCAAGUUUCAUUCUGCCCUCCACAAAGAAAACCCCCAAACUACAGACUCCUUCUACUCUGCUAUGCGCCUCAUCGUUCCCCCGUUUGAGCGAGAGCGAAUGGCGUAUGGAAUAAAAGAAAGCAUGCUAGCUAAGCUUUAUAUCGAUGUUUUAGGCCUUCCAAAGAAUGGCCCAGAGGCCAAUAAGCUGCUGAACUAUCGCGCUCCAACCACAUCCCAAGGAGAAGCUGGAGACUUUGCCAGCAUGGCAUACUUUGUGUUGAAGAACCGAUGCGCGAGCCAAGGAAAUCUUAGCAUCAAAGAGGUCAACGACUUCCUGGACUCAGUUGCAAUAAACAAUGCCAGCAAGCAAAAGGACCUUGUUAAAAAGAGUCUCCUGCACCUCAUCACCCAAAGCUCUGCUCUUGAGCAAAAGUGGCUCAUUAGAAUGAUUCUGAAAGAUAUGAAGCUUGGAGUCAGUAAGGAAACGGUUCUCCAAGUCUUCCACCCGGAUGCUGCAGAGCUCUACAACGUCAACACGGACUUGAACAAGGUGUGCCAGCAGCUCCACAACCCUUCCGUGUCCUUAAGUGAAGUUUCUAUCGAACUUUUCUCCGCCUUUAAGCCGAUGUUGGCAGCUGUGGCUAAUAUUCGCAACGUUGAGAAGCAAAUGGGCAACAGCCCUUUUUACAUUGAGACAAAGCUGGAUGGGGAACGUAUUCAGCUGCACAAAGACGGAGACGUGUACAAGUACUUCAGCAGAAACGCUUUUGAAUACACGCAGCAGUUUGGUGGCUCGCCCCUAGAAGGAUCGCUGACUCCUCAUAUUCAUAACGCUUUCAAACGCGACAUUGUGAGCUGCAUCCUGGAUGGAGAGAUGAUGGCGUACAACCCAACGGCGGAGACGUUCAUGCAGAAAGGGAGCAAGUUCGACAUCAAGAAGCUGAUGAACGACUCAGAGUUGCAGACAUGCUUCUGCGUGUUUGACGUGUUGUUGGCGAAUAACCGAAAGCUUGGCAAAGAAACGCUAAAACACCGCCAUGAGAUCCUUCAGACCAUUUUCACACCGAUCAAUGGAAGGAUUCAUGUGGUGCCGAAGACUGAAGUCCGAACCAUGCAGCAGGUGGUCGGCGCACUUAAUGAUGCCAUUGACAGCAGAGAAGAGGGAAUCAUGGUAAAGGAUCCUCUGUCCCUCUACAAGCCUGAUAAACGAGGAGAAGGCUGGCUAAAAAUAAAACCAGAGUACGUGGACGGCUUGAUGGACGAGCUGGACCUACUGAUUGUUGGCGGCUACUGGGGAAAAGGAAGACGAGGUGGGAUGAUGUCUCAUUUCUUAUGUGCCAUUGCUGAAGCCCCAAAGCCUGGCGAGAAGCCAUCAGUUUUCCAUUCCUUCUGUCGCGUUGGCUCAGGCUACACCAUGAAAGAGUUGUAUGACCUUGGUUUGAAGCUUGCCAAGCACUGGAAGGUCUACAAGAAAAAGGACCCUCCAGCAUCCAUCCUGUGUGGGACAGAGAAACCAGAGGUUUACAUCGAACCGUGCAACUCGGUCAUCGUCCAGGUUAAGGCAGCUGAGAUUGUUGCAAGUGACGUGUAUAAAACCAACUGCACGCUGCGCUUCCCCAGAAUUGAAAAGAUCCGCGACGAUAAGGAAUGGCAUCAGUGUAUGACCCUGGCAGAGCUAGAUCAGUUCCGUAGCAAGGCGUCUGGGAAACUGGCCUCACGGCACCUUAACAUUGACUAUAAUGAACCACAAAAAAAGAAGAGGAAGCUGCCAGCCAAAACCAAGAAGGUGGUUGGUGUAAUUGACCACUUCAAGCCCCAAGACCUGACCGGGGUUUCCAAGGAGACCGAUAUGUUUGAAGAUGUAGAAUUCUGCAUCCUGAACGGCUCUGAAGAUCAUCCGAAGUCUGAACUGGAAAAAGGCGUAGCCAGGUGUGGCGGUUUCGUGGUUCAAAACCCAGGACGGGACACCUACUGCGUGAUUGCCGGCGUGGAGAACAUGCGCGUGAAGAAUCUGAUUUCAUCCAACCAGCAUGAUGUCGUUUGGGCCUCUUGGCUGGUGGAGUGCCUUGACCAGAAGGAAGUGGUGCCAUGGCAACCUCGCCACAUGAUUCACAUGUCACCCUCAACACGGGAACACUUUGCCAAGGAGUAUGACAUCUAUGGUGACAGCUACUUCGUGGAUACUGAUGAACAACAGCUGCGUGAGGUGUUCGGCCGAAUAAGCAACGUCAAUGCGGCAGGGGUGAACGCAGCUCAGGUAGAGGAGCGUUAUGGUUGGGAUGACCUUCCCACGAGCAUGUUCAGACCAUUCACAGUCUACCUGGAUGUUCUCGCCAACAUCGGCGAUCCAAAAAGCACCGUACCCGUCACCAGUCUAGACAUCAGAGCACUGGAGGUUCGCUACCAUGGAGGUACGGUGGUACAGAAGUUAGAAGAAGGAGUUUCACAUGUGAUUGUGGAAGGAGAGGAGAGACUUAUGGAUCUGAGGACCCUGCGGCGCUCUUUUAAGAAGAAGUUUAAAAUCGUGAGAGACAAGUGGGUGACUGAUUCAGUCACAGCAGGGCAUCUGGUAGACGAUACUGACUACUUGGUUUGAAACUUCCUGGAAAGCACACAGUUUUAGAUGACACUGUAGAAAGUAGUUUCAGUGUUUUAAUUCAUAGUUAUUGGAUUUUUAAAUAGAAAAUUAUUUUAAAUGCUCGAGGUUUCUCUUUGGGCUUUCUCUUUUCCACUCUCAAAGAAAUCAGGUUUAAAAGUUUGAAUAAUCAAUAAAAAUGAUUUGACCGUAGUUGCUUUUUUGCCUUUUAUUUGAUCUGUCGUGUGACAUGUUUAGACCAUCUCGCCUUCUGACUUUAAACAAGGAAUUAUAAUUGAACACAAUUAGCCUCUCCAUCAGAAACACAAUAUUUUUAAUCUGUGUUAAUAAUUAAAGUUGCUUUCUGGAGUUUUCCCCUUUCAGAAACGAUGUAUGAUUUUUCAGAAAUCCGUGAACGUGAUUGUAUCAUCAUGUACUGUGAUAAAAUGUAAGCGAUAUGUCUUUUAUUAGUUUUUACUAAGCACGCCGCCUGCCCAUGACAUGAGAAUAAUACUCAUAAAACAACGUGUUUUAGCUCUGUUUGUCGGCUACAAAAGCACAUUUAUAAACAGAAACGUGAAGUCGUUAUCUUAAACGAACAGAGCAACAGAGUUUUUGUGUGAUACGCUUGUCGGCCACUAGAUGGUGCCAUCGGAUAAGAGAAAUGCUCUGGAAAGAAGCUUUAAGCAGUGACGAAAUUGUCCACUGUAAUAUUGUGUCCUUUGUAAAAGGUUGUAUGUGCGAGUAUUGUAAUUCAGGAAGGUCAGGUAAUUCGUAAACGGCAGAUUUAGUUAAUAAAGGUUUUUGAAUUUGA
Nothobranchius furzeri (turquoise killifish) is the source of this 3734-nucleotide messenger RNA. It is a transcript of the gene lig4, whose product is annotated as ligase IV, DNA, ATP-dependent. Lineage: Eukaryota; Metazoa; Chordata; Actinopteri; Cyprinodontiformes; Nothobranchiidae. The record is from RefSeq and is a predicted model, not a curated record. Gene Ontology annotation, molecular function: DNA ligase (ATP) activity; DNA binding; ATP binding. Gene Ontology annotation, biological process: double-strand break repair via nonhomologous end joining; immunoglobulin V(D)J recombination; DNA biosynthetic process. Gene Ontology annotation, cellular component: DNA ligase IV complex; DNA-dependent protein kinase-DNA ligase 4 complex.